AGCGUGUCAGUGAUUGCGGAAGUGUGGACUUGAACGCUCAGCUCCUCGCUGACUUCACUAUACCAAGUUACUGCUCGCUGGUGCCAACGCCCGGCGAAACAGACGGCUACGUUAGCUAGCGGAGACACGGAGGGACAUUGCCGACGUUUUUGCCAGCUAUAUCGGAAACGCAGAGAUGCAGACUAUCAAAUGCGUAGUGGUGGGUGAUGGAGCAGUGGGGAAAACCUGCCUGUUGAUUUCAUACACCACCAACAAAUUCCCCUCUGAAUAUGUACCAACAGUGUUUGACAACUAUGCAGUAACUGUAAUGAUCGGGGGUGAACCAUACACCCUUGGUUUAUUUGAUACAGCAGGUCAGGAGGAUUACGACAGGUUACGACCACUAAGCUACCCACAGACAGAUGUCUUCUUAGUCUGUUUCUCAGUUGUUUCACCCUCCUCGUUUGAGAAUGUUAAAGAAAAGUGGGUUCCUGAAAUAACUCACCACUGUCCCAAGACGCCGUUCCUGUUGGUAGGCACUCAGAUUGACCUGCGUGAUGACCCCUCCACAGUGGAGAAGUUAGCCAAGAACAAACAGAAGCCAAUCACCCCUGAGACAGCAGAAAAACUGGCUCGUGACCUUAAGGCUGUCAAAUAUGUUGAGUGCUCAGCCCUAACACAGAAAGGAUUAAAGAAUGUGUUUGAUGAGGCAAUACUGGCUGCCCUGGAGCCUCCUGAACCUAAGAAAAGACGUAAAUGUAUUGUGCUCUAAGUUUCGUCGCAGCCCUCUCCCUACCAGUUUCCAGAACUAGGUUAACAGUGCUGAAGAGGUUUGCUGCACAGGCACAUUCCAGUGUGAUUUGAGAGAUCAUGAUGUUUAACUGAACCUAAAUACAUACUCGGUGUGUUCAACAUGAUUUUAAAAUGAAGUAACACUUGAUGCUGUUUGAUGAUUUGAUGCCACUAAACUGGUCUUAAAUGAUUUGAACAUGGAAUACUUAAAAUAUACUACUACUCUUUUGACAUUAAACAACACUGUAGUUUGACCACAUUAUGCCUAGAGUUGAUUUAGCAUAAGUGGUUAUAGUCCAGGUGAACUGACUUAAGAAAUUGUAUUUUACUGGAUCUGUUACCAAGAUGACGACGGGUUAGCGAGAUUUAAUUUUUAGUGUGUCCUACAUCUGUUGUACUUUUCAAGCAUUUCAGUUUAAGUUUACCAUAUGUACUGUUAUGUUCACCCCAGGCACACUGUUUUGUUCAUUCUUCCAUUACUGGUGGGAUCUAACAAUAUAAAUCCACCUUAAGUUAUAUAACUCAAAAUAUUUUUAAGUGACACAUUCUUAAAGGGUUAAUAGAGUUACUGUAUCUGACAUGACAUUUCUAGGCUGUGCUCCAUUGUGGUUCUAGUUUGCCAAAAGAAAAUCCAAUAAAUUAACACCUGACAGCAGAAAUUCACAGAGGCUGUGAAACAAGUAGGAAAUAUAUGGAUUAAAUAGUUUUUAAAUACAGUGUGAACACCUUCAACUGGAAGUCAUGUUCCACAAAUAGUUUAACAUGCAACGUGAGGACUACAGUUUUUUUUCCUACGUCCUUAAAACUUAGUAAAAGUUGCUAUAGCUGAACUGUCGGAGCAUUUCAUCUUAUAACUCCAUUGCGCUCCGAGCGUUACCUUGCUGCAGCAUCAUUAGGUCACAUAGCAACACGUUCUUACCAAAUGACAUCUUGUGAAGCUUUCUGAAUGACUGAACCAGUACUAUUUGCAUUUGUUUAUAGCCAUGUCUAGAUGGUGGGCAUGAAUAUAAUUUGUAAAUACAGUGAGAGAAAACUAGUCAUAACAUAUUGACUGAAUAAAAUGUGUGCAGAUACUGAUAGAUUUGGAGAAGUAAAGGCGACAUUGAAAUCAAAUUGAGUUUCUUGGACUAUGAUUUUUAUUCAGUUUGACAAAGUUGUACUGUAUCUUGCUUGUGAUACUGCGUCACAAUAAACCAGUAU
Messenger RNA from Monopterus albus (swamp eel), 1971 nucleotides. RefSeq names its product cell division control protein 42 homolog. NCBI's taxonomy places the organism in Eukaryota, Metazoa, Chordata, Actinopteri, Synbranchiformes, Synbranchidae. The coding region runs from base 176 to 751 and encodes 191 amino acids. Gene Ontology annotation, molecular function: GTPase activity; GTP binding. The record is from RefSeq and is a predicted model, not a curated record. The transcript is spliced from 6 exons. Gene Ontology annotation, biological process: small GTPase-mediated signal transduction.